CUGCCCACCAGCUGGUCAUAAGUCCCCAGGUCGACAUUGUUUGGAGAAUCGCAAGUCAUGAGUUCAUCAGAUUCGGUUCGAAUAAAAUCACAGUCAGUGGAGUUGUCAGUUGAAGGCAUCGAGACACACGGAAUGAGCGAACAACGCCCUCUCAAAGUUCUCACCUUAGAUGGUGGCGGUCUGCAAGCUUUGGCAACACUGAGCAGUCUCAACACUGUAUGUAAAGAGAUUGCCAGACAGAACGAGGCCACUAGAACUCCAGCUCCUCACGAAUUGUUUGACGUGAUCUGUGGCGUUGGUACAGGAGGAUGGAUUGCUUUGUUGUUGGGGCGGUAUCGUCUCGAUAUUGCGACUUGUAUGGCCGUAUACAUGGAAAUCGCACGGAAGGUUGACUGCGCAGAGCGAACGAGUCGAUGGCACAGACGCAAUCGUUGCUUCAAACUCGAUCAAGAUCGAUUGGUCAAGGUUAUCGAGGAGACAUUGCAACGGUAUGAUCUGGAUGCGACAUUACUCUCUGCAACUUCAAUCAAUCCUACCUUGAAUGAUGGUCGGAGUAGAUGCAGAUAUGCAUUUGCGGUGGGUGUGGUACAGCAGUCCAAGCCACAGGAGUCGAAGUACGAGCUAUUCAGGUCAUACCUAUUACCUGCAAACACAAAGACCACACUGCCAGGGCCUCGGCCAGACAAAUGUCGCAUAUCCCAAGCAUUUGCGGCAACUGGAGCUGCCAAAUUUUUUCUCAAGCCCUACAAGGUUGAACAUACCUCUUUCUUCGAUGAGACCUUUCCUCAAUCACAUCCGAUUACCGCAAUCGCCCUUGAUGAAAUUUUUGGUCUCUAUGGAUCCGACUCUGAGAUAUCGGUUCUGCUAAACAUUGGCCCCGGAAUACCUUCAGAGGAAGACUGCAGGGAACUCGAUGAGAUGUCGACGGGCCCAGUGGAGCGAUUGACGAGGAAGUUCUCUUGGCCCAAACGCAAGCAAAACUCUCUGUCAGAGCAAGAGGGCGAGGAUGUGAGUCGGGAAGAGCUAGAGGAGUCGACCUCGUCGCUUUCAAGCUCGAGUGAACGCGCCUUGAGGCUUGACCGUCAGACGCGUGUGGACGUCAAAGCAAGACUGAAGCAACUGUAUGGAGAUGCCGGUCCGGAGAAAUAUCAUCAUCUUGGGCCAGAUUACUCGCUGGAGAAAGCAUCACUGAAUGAUGUCCGUGCAAUCCGGCUCUUCCGAACGCAGUCUAGCGAGUCGCAGGCAAGCAGUGAGGAGAUUGAAGGCACUGUCAAGCAGUUCUGGGUCAACGCGAGGGCUUGAGGGUGGAUGCAUAUACGAGAUUUCUGCAGUCCGUAAGUAGAAUAACUUGAUCGUACAAUACCAGUGCUAUGCUGUGAAGAGAGGUGUGUGGUGAUGGCGAUGGAUGAUUCGUGCACGGAGGAUCGAGUCCAGGAACAAGCGGCAUAAUUAGU
Molecule: messenger RNA, 1454 nt
Organism: Exophiala oligosperma
Lineage: Eukaryota; Fungi; Ascomycota; Eurotiomycetes; Chaetothyriales; Herpotrichiellaceae
Exons: 4
Coding region: 58-1302 (414 amino acids)
Biological process (GO): arachidonate metabolic process
Cellular component (GO): membrane
Source: RefSeq, a predicted model, not a curated record